AUGGCUAGGCUUUACUUUCGUCCAGAGCCAACUAGUGGCCCCAUACCGCAGCAGUAUCAACAACAACAACAACAACAACAACAACAGUACCAGAAGUACCAACAGUAUCAAAAGUAUCAACAUCAACAUCAACCGUACCAACAAAAGUAUCAACAAUAUCAACAAUUGCCACAGCAUUACAACUACUACAACAACUACAACUAUCAUAAUCACAACUAUAACAUCACCACAUUGCAGCAACAACAACAACAGCAACAGCAUCAGUUGCAGCAACAACAACAACAUCAGCAACAAGCAUCACCAAAACAUUGUAAUUAUUACAUUCCACCGCCGCCACCAACAGCCAACGCAAGCUCGAGCCACCACACACCGACCCACCACAGUUCGGCAAACUACAGCGCUUACGGUUCGUACGGCGGCGGCGGCUCAUACGUUGGCGCUUAUCUCGGCACCAGCGGCAGCGAUAGUGGUGUAGGCGGUCUCACACCGAUCGGACGCAACUAUCGUUGGUACAACUCAAGCGGCAGUGCGGGUAGUGGUGCCAGCAUUACCGGUAGUAUUGGUAGUAAUUACCUUGCAGCCGGAUCACUUUACGGUCGCACAUCACCAGCGGCACUUGCACAUUACGCCCGACCCUUGCUCGCCUCUACAUCGACAGCGGCGAGUAGUAGCAUCGGCGGUGGUUGUGUUGGUGGUAGCAGCAACGCGUACGGCUUGGGACUUGGUCUGGGUCUUGGACUCGAUCUCGAUACCAGUGACUACGAAUACGAACGUGCGUCGCUACACUCUGGCGCUUACGCAUACAAAUCGUCGUCAUCGCGGCGUGGCAGCAGUCUUGCUGCUGAUUAUCUAUUGGACGUUGCAGCACGUUGCAGUGUACCAUCGCCGGCACUCGAAGCCGAGCCGGAUACUGAUCUUGAACUUGAGCUCGAUCUUGAUCUCGACGUGGGCGUCGGCGUUGGUGUUGACGUUAACGACGUUGACCAUAUUGGUCGCGACAUUGGCUUGGGCCUCAACGUCGAAGAUCUUGAAGAUCUUGAUAUUCCGGUACCAGAACCGGAACCAGAAGCUGACGUACACGACGAACUCGUACGUGCACUCGAACUUGAACUCGACUUUGGCACAGACUACAAUACCGUCAAUAGUACCACAAAUUUCAACUUCGAUCUCGCAGCAAGUAGUACAGAUCUCGUUGGACUCAACGACUCCUUUGAUAUUGACGAAGAAGAAGAGCCGAUAUUAUCGCCUGUGCUCAAUAGGUCAUUGCGUCCAUUCACCUAUCCGGCGCUUACUAUCACAGCACCAGAGAAUAGUAUCGCGAGCGAGUCACCAAUACCAGCGGCGACACCGCCACCGACACCGACGGAUUUUCUAUAUCCGCAGUUGUCCAUACACAGCAACAAAACGUCACCUCAACAGCAACAACAGCACCAUCAACAACUGCAGCAACAGCAAUUACACCAACAACAACAGCAGCAGCAACAACAACAACACCAAUACCAGCAGCCACACUACCAUCACCAACAACGCGCAACGACGUCACGUAUACCACAACACGACGACAGUUGCGAGGGGUUCAACAACAUUACCGACGAUCCGACGUCCUGCGUCGGCCAAAAAAGAAUGAUGGUUAGCCGUUUGUGGAAUAGCUGUUUUCCGAAAUUCACGCCGGAGCAUGUGCACCGGCACAACUUCUAUCUGUGCCAGUGGCAACGGAACACCCAAGUACGCAUCGUCUAUCUCUUCUAUCGCUGGCUAACGGCAAUUACCUGCCUAGCUGCACUCGUGUGCUCGCUACUCGAUAUCGGACGUAGCGAGGAGCACUUCGAGAAUCAUUAUGCAAAAUGGUGGAUCUACUUGACCCAUUGGGGUCUGCUUUUUUGCACGGUUCAAGCCUGGUUGGCAGCGUGGAUUGUAACGCAGGGUAUGAUGGUGGAACGUGAGGAUUUUGAGGUUGUGCGUCAGGUGCGUAAGAGUCGACUACAUCACAUCUACUGGGUGCUAUACACAUGUGCCACCGUCUAUUCGUUUAUCGUGACGAUGUGCUAUUGGUUGUUGGUUCAUAAUCCAGAAAUUCACAAAAUAGAUGCUUUAAAUAUAAUGGUGCAUGUGUUCAACUCGGUGAUUAUGCUCAUCGAUUUAGCUAUCGUCGGUCAUCCGAUUAAAUUGAGUCAUGUCUACUUUACGACUGGCAUUGGUUUGGCUUACGGUAUAUUUACUGGCAUAUAUUUUUUGGCUGGUGGUACAGAUAGAAAAAACAAUGUCUACAUUUAUCCCAUGUUGGAUUGGACCAAACCCGGCAAGGCAAUAAUCGUCACAGUGUGUGCCAUAAUAUUCGUGUUUGUGGUGCACUUCUGUUGCUAUCUCCUCUACCGCACACGCGUUUGGCUAUUCACGAAGCUUUGCAUACGCGGCGCGCACAAUCGUGAGGGCGACAUGGGUGAAGGAUUGCAUGAUGAGUCGACAGCGCGGCUGGGCGGUGGAACGGCGCAGGAAUAUGCACAUCAACAACAAUAUCCGAUAUUGCAUUCCGAACAGCCGCGCAGCACGCAUCACCAACAUCAGCAUCAACAUGGACAACAUGGACAACAGCAGCACCAACAACAAUACCAGCAGCAACAACAACAAUAUCAGCAGCAACAACAUCCAUCUGGCGGAAAUGUACAAACUGUAGACAUGCUGAGUGGCGGGGGCGGAGGAGGCGGCAGCGGUGUUGGUGUUGGAGGCGUACAACAACACACCACGCCACCUUACUUCCCGCAAUAUUCGGGUUAUCAGCAGCAGCCGGUGGUGGCCGGCGUCAAUGUUGGUGUGGUCAGCGCUGGCGGUUACUAUCAACCGGAGAAUAAUAAUCAAAAUAAGCAACAGCAACACAAACAACACCAUCAAUCACAACAACAACAGCAGCAGCAACACCAACAAGCGAAACAGCAACAAACGCAGCAGCAGCAGCAACAACAACAACAACAGCAACAGCAGCAAAAACAUUCCUCACCAGGCUCCUCCGUAAACGCAUCGAGUCUAAGUCGCACCGUCGCCCACUUGGAUGCGGCACAGCGUGAGCAAUUCCUAAAUCCAAACAAAAUUGUGGAAUAUAAAAUGUAAAGGCGUUGUACCCGGCACCGAUAUACGUUCCACUUGUCCAUGAAAUUCUUGGAGAAACACUGUGCCCAAUGUCAGGCGGCCAAACGCCGCGCCGUCGAAGAAGAGCAGGCCGAGGCGGAAGAAGCGCAAGCUAUAGCGGAUGCAAAGGCGGCAUUGGAAGCGGCGGAAAAGGCAGCGGCCGCGGCGCUCGAAGCAGCCGCCAAAGUGAAGACGGAAUGUGCGAAAUGUUGUUGAACGCGCGUAAACGCCGAAAGCCACAAUUACAUCAUACUUGCAUCUUCGUCUUUGGCGUGCCUUCAAUUCUUGGUGUCACAGUGUAUUAGGUUUUCUUUAUGUGCGUGUAUGUGGUGCGCGUGUGCGGGUUGUUGGCGCACAUUUCCGUUGGUGUUGUUGUUUGGUUAAAUUUUAAGCUAAAUCAGUGUUCAGUGGCUCCGUUGUUAUGGUGUCGGGUAUUGGCGUUUGCAUCUCAAGCAUAUAAGGCAUGUAAGGCAGCGCUAGAGUUGAGUUGGGAGAGUUGAUGGCACAGAGAGUGAAAAAAUGGUCAAUGCAGUUUUUUUUUUGAAUACAAAUGCGGUAUGGGGCCUUGGGUGGGUUUAAUAAUUUUUAUAAUCAAAUAUAUGUACAAGUUAGUGUUAAUAAAGCAGAAUUGUUGUUGUUGGUAGUUAAGUGCGAGCAGAUCGUUAUAUACUUUCAUUUUUUUCUGGAAGUCGG
Molecule: messenger RNA, 3816 nt
Organism: Ceratitis capitata (Mediterranean fruit fly)
Lineage: Eukaryota; Metazoa; Arthropoda; Insecta; Diptera; Tephritidae
Exons: 6
Coding region: 1-3105 (1034 amino acids)
Cellular component (GO): membrane
Source: RefSeq, a predicted model, not a curated record